CGAGAACUCUAUCUUGUAUUUCUAGUAUCUUUGCUCUAUGUAUCUAGUCUAGUAUCUUUUUUGCAUACAGUCGCAUCCGGCCGGUCGCGCUCUCCAGGCGCUGUUGUUGCACCACCGCCACCGAGGGCUUGAGAUAUAUUUGGAAGCUUUACAUCUGAAAUGUCGGGGAACAGUGACAAAAACCUGUUUGAAGUAGCUUCACUUCCAAAAGCUACCCUGAACAAACUUAAUGACUUUCGAAGGAAUGGCAUUAUGACAGACAUUUUUUUAGAAGCAGGACAAGACCAGAUACCUUGUCAUCGCAAUGUCCUCGCUGCAUCAUCUAAUUAUUUUUAUGCUAUGUUCACAAGCAACAUGAGAGAAAGACAUGAAAAUGUGAUACAUAUAUCGAAUAUUGAUGCAGGCACUAUGUCAGUGGUUAUUGAUUAUAUAUACACAGGAAUGAUCAAUUUGAGUCCUGAAAAUGUUCAGUCUGUUUUUGAAGCUGCCUGCCUACUGCAACUUAUUAAACUGCAAGAAUGCUGUUCUGAGUAUUUCAUCCAAAAUCUUGAUGUCAGUAACUGCUUAGGUGUUCACAAACUUGCAAUUAUGCAUUCCAUGUCUGAGUUACAAGUUAAAACAUUGGAAGUAGUUUUGCAGUCAUUUGCUGAUGUUUUACAAGAGGAUGAUUUUCUUCGACUUUCAAAGGAACAAGUUAUAGAGCUGUUAAGGAAAGAGGUAGUAGUUAUAAGUGAGAAUCAAAUAUUUGAAGGGCUGAUUAAAUGGGUAGAACAUGACACUGAUACACGGCAGAAAUAUUUGCAUGAGCUUCUUAAAGAGAUACGUCUUGUACAUAUGAAGGAGCAGUAUUUGCUAAACUCGGUACUCCAGCAUCAUUUAAUCGAAGGAAGCCCUCAGUGUCGGGAUGUGAUCAGCAAGGCAAUGGGGUUUUGGAAUCUUUGUCCAGAUAAGCAAAUUGAAGUACAGGAUGAAUUUCUCUGUUAUCAAGCAAGACCAUAUCGGGAGAAGAUCUUUAUUAUUGGAGGUAAAGAUGGUGACCAAAAUUUCCAAAACAACAUUUUAUCUAGCAAUGAGAUUCACCUUUCAAUGGAUGGUUGGAAGCUUGAAGAGAAGUUACCACUCCAGUUACAUGACUUGGAUCUCAUUGCUACAGCAUUGGAGGAUUCCAUUUUUAUUAGCCAGCACAAGCCAGCUAUUCGUAUGAUCCCAAGUCAAAUGUCAUCAAAUCGCUGGAUUUAUAACUUAAAGGAAAGAACCUGGAAAAAUAUUCAGGCAUCACCACUGAAGUUUCGGUUCGAAUUUGGACUCGCCUACCUUGAAGGAUUUGUGUAUAUCAUUGGAGGAUAUGAUAUCAAUCAAAGGAGAAUAAGCAAAGUAGAAAGAUACAACUGUCAGACUAACACAUGGGACGAGGUUGCCCAGUUACCCAACCUUGUUGAUUCUUGUGUUGCUGCAGAGUGUAACCGCAAAAUAUUUGUGAUUGGUGGUCACAGCUCGAGUAGCAAAGCAGAAACCAUGGUUCAGAGGUAUGAUCCUUCAACUGACCGCUGGAUGAUGAUCAAUCCAUUGCCUUGUACGAUCAGUAUCAAAGAUGUGUCUUGCCUUUCACUGGAAGGCAAGGUUUAUGUAUUGUAUUCUAAUCCAGAAAUCCAUGUUCUUUUCUACAACCCAAACAAACGUUCAUGGCAAGAAUUAUUGACAUGUGAAGGAAAACAGGUGAUGUUUUCAUUGUGUAGAUACCAGAGGUGCAUAGCAUUGAUAGGUGGUCUGAAAGGAGAUAUUGUGGAUGUGGAGGUUGUGAAUACAAUAGACAUCUUGGAUCCAAAGUCAGGCAGUUGGAAGUAUUUACCAAAUUCAGUUAUUCCUCGAUGUGCCCAUCAAUCUCUGUGUUUUUUAAUGUCUAAUUUAUCAUGAAAUUAACUGAUGAAAUUACUUGAUCUUCAGUACGUUAUUAAUUCAUUGUUCAUGAUUUGGUGUGGAAGAAAUUUAUGCAUACUUUAUUAAGGUAUGCUUUUAUAUACAUUAACAUAAAACAGACCAUAAAAUUGGGGAAUUAUGAGCAUUGAACCUGUUUUUUAUUUAUUUAUUUGAACCAUAUUCAAUAAGGGUGAACAAGCGGAAGCUGAUCAUUUGGGACCAGCCUCAACUAUGCCAAUUCACUGUUAACAAAUUGUGUAGCCUUUAUAAUUGCUUUGAAGACAGCUAUUUUUUUUUGCCAAGUUCUUGUGCUAAAGAAGUCCUAUAGUCUAUAUGACAUGCCAUAAGCAAUACACCAGCUUAGUUUGAAAUGUGUGAAGGUUUCAGAAUUGUAUGUACACUUGACCAUAAUCUGGUACUACUGUAAUAUAAUUUGUAAAUUUACGCCUUUGUAUCAACUGUUUCAUUUAAUUCUGUAAUUGGGAAUUAAUUUAAAAGAAAUAAAGAAGAUUACGGUACUAUAAUGAAAUGAAAAGGUUCAUUUAUAUAAUCAAAAUGGUAAACGCACUUCAUCAGAAUGAUGUUGAUCGUGCAAAUGCAGUAAGAUGCUUGCUGAUUGUUCUGUGGUAGCAGCAGCUGUAGAUCUGUUACCUUUUUAAUGUUUCUGCUUCAUUUGCAUCAUCACUAUUAUCUUGGUCCAUCUCUAGUUGGAACACAAGUCUACAGGUACCUGUACCCUUGGCUCACACAUAAAAAUACUUCAAAAUUGAGUGAAUCCCAUAGAAUUAUAAGCAUGUGUUAGUUUCUCGACAUGAUCUGUCCAUCUUGGCUUUUGGUGAGGUAGAGUUUCCAGCAUAUUCAAGAGGCUGGAAUUAAACCGUUCAGUCAUACUGUUUCCCUAAGUGUUGGAAGAAGUGGUACAUCCGCUUCAAACCAUUUCCCCUGAUCACUGUACACUAUAUACAGUACGUUCAGGGGUACCAUACUGAACAAUACACAACACCCAGGCAGGAUACUGCAGUCUAGUCUUUUGUAGGAUAUGCCUGGGCAUAACGUUGAAGUGGUAGGUGAUGACGAGAAAAUACUCUAUUCCUCCGGAUGAAUCUUCAAGACUAAGAAGGUCUAAACAGACCAACUCUAGGGGACGAAAUGCCAUGCUACCUGUAAGAAGUGCUGUAGAUUUUGGGUCUUUUGUUUUCAGUAGGGUCUAAUUUUUGAGCGAAGCCCAAUUCAACAAGUUCCUUCAUCUGUUACUGUUACGCAUCAGCCUGGAUCAUAUUUUUCUUCCAUCAUUUUUUCAGUCUGAUUAACAUUUUCUCUACUGGUUUUCGGUUAUCUACUAGUUUGCUAGGCUCCUUCAUCCACUGAUAAGGAACAGUCCAUUGAUUGUCGUCCUUUACACACGACUCCUCUAUCGGCUUCGCUUCUACCUGUUCCUUUGCUUUCAUUUCAGCUUUACAUUGACAAGAAGGCACAUCCACUCCCAUGGCCUCCACUGUUUAAAAGUCAGUCAGAACAACAGCGGUCUUAACUUGAAAAUUCAUAACUGUUUUAUCCAGUUUGGAUCCAUUGCCUCCUCCAAAUAUAGUCCAUCCAAGCAGGCUAUAAUAUUACCAACAUUCCAAUAAUAUAGAUGGCGCUAUAAACGAAUUAAUCACAAAUUCUACAGACAUAGUAUCUUGACAGUUGCAGCCCAGAGAACAGCUUUAAAAUCAAGUUUAUAUGCAGGGUAGCGCUUCUUCAAUGUCGGAAUCAUCACAUAGGACUACAGUAUAGAAUACCACAUUUCCCCUCUCUAAAAGAAUAAACUAUAACCACAAAUUAAAUAAAACACUGUAUACCACAGGUAGGCAAAGCCCAACAGCAAUUUUUAGAGGCCCGCGAAACUGAAUUAAAAACCCUAUGUGUGCGGCCCACCAACCAUCUUUGGCUAGAAAAUUGAGCAUAAAGCGGUAUAUAAAAGCAGUGCAUGAAGGCUUUUAGAAGUGCACAGGAAACAUCAAAGCUUAGGUGCGGUCCUCGGUGUUAAACCAAAAACUCCCUUUGGCCCUCCCCUGCUGUAUACCAAUAUGGUUAAGCAAUGAUAAUAUCAACUCAGUUUUAACAUUUCCGUUAUCUACCCAUAACAUUUCACGAGUCCACUUUAUAGACCAACUUUUUGUCGAAUUUACUCUUAACCUUACAUCCAUUCCAAGGCUUUUUAAUUUGAAAAAUAUCUCCCAGGCUAAAAUUUCAGGCUUUCAUGCACUUUCGUUUAUCAUACACCAUUUUAGACUUACUGACAAUUUCAACUGGAGACAUUAGUUUAGAUGGUAUUGUUAUCCCAUUGAUUAGCAAAGUCCAUUCACAACAUGUUUGACUGGACCUAUACCGAUUCGUGCUGUUUGAAUUGUUUCAUUAAAUAUUCAGUUAAAUCAUUUUAAUAGUGCUAUUUCUUUCUUGGUGAUGGACCACAAAAAUCUAUGUUUGAUGUUACGUUUUUUAAGAAAUUCUCUAAAUUCUGGCUAGUUAACAGUGUUCCAUUAUCUGAAACUUGUUUCUUCUUGGUAUCCUUCGCAACUGAAUACCUUAGUCAAAAAGCUAAUCACAAUUUUGGUUGUAAUAUUCAAACGGAAUGUAAACUCUGGCCAUUUAAUCCGAUAAUCAAUUAAUGAAAUAAUGAAUCGCUCAUUAGAAGGUGCAGAAUAAUCUGGACCUAAAAAAUUAAUUCCGAGCAUUUGCCAUGGACGUUCUGGUAUAUUGUUGUGUUGUUGUCAGCCAUCUGGCAAGUUAAACAGCAGGGCAGCUAAUGCCUGUUUGUCCUUUGUUUAUUUCUCACACCAUGUAACAUUCAGCUUUGUGUUAUACAAGUUGUUUUAUGGUGUUGUUUAACUGUGUAUGGUUGCACAAUCACAAUUGAACCUUGCAUGCGACUUCGACCACAUAGGGCUAGGUCCUUACUUGGGACAUCUUCAAAUCCACCUUUCCCCUCUAAUUUAAGAAAAUGGAUUGCCACGAAUUCUUAGAGGCCGCAGUGCCAGUUGGCGACGCAGUGCCAGUUGGCGACUCAGUGCGGAGGCUCAGUUUUUGUGUUUUGUUGACAGUACACUGGAAACACUUCUUGAUAGCCCUUCAAAUCUGUUCGGCCCCGGGCAACAGAUAGCAUACAUUAAGAUGUUAACUCUAAGAUAGAUACAAUGGGAUUGUAACUUCUGGUAACUCCCUGGUGAUUCCACUGGUCAUGCAACAUAUUUACUGUAGCUUCACAUGUGGUCUGGUACAGCAUACUGCAUGAUUUCAAUCAAUGACUUUGCUAUAACAUCACAUCUAGCAUCAAACUUUUUUCAGAUGACUUUGUACUCUUGGACUCUAUACUAAACCCAUUCCAUCCUCUUAGCCAGCUUUUGACUUCUUUGGCAGCAGCGCAUCAUUAUGGUGCUUGUUUGUUAAAAAAAACCCUCACCAGUACUUUUCAGCUUACAUUUCUUCCAUAGGCGUAGAUCCCGGGGGGGAUGGAGGGGAUAUAUCACCCCAAUAUUUGACAAGGGGGGGAUGGUCCAUUGUAUCAUCC
Anneissia japonica is the source of this 5467-nucleotide messenger RNA. RefSeq names its product kelch-like protein 24. The record is from RefSeq and is a predicted model, not a curated record. Lineage: Eukaryota; Metazoa; Echinodermata; Crinoidea; Comatulida; Comatulidae. Bases 160 to 1914 code for a protein of 584 amino acids. The transcript is spliced from 2 exons. Gene Ontology annotation, molecular function: protein binding.